UUUCUCCACAGCACGCUGUUGAUAUACUGACUGUAUUCAAGAAAAUACAGCUGAGGUGCUAUAUCUGAAAAAGCAGCAAUCCAAAUAGCUGCCUGCACCUCAUGCUCCCAAGAACUGAAGUGGUAUAGCACAGGUCACGUAUUCAUGCUGUACUUCUCUGUUCUGCUUCUGACUUUAGGUCAAACUUAUGAAUGGAGUUAAAAUAUUUUUAAGGUACUGAGUGUUAAAUAAGAGUAUUAUUAUGACAGAUUUUUCUCCCCUUUCAGGUUCAUGUAUGAAUGACCUAGCCUUGCUUCCUUUUCCCUUCACGCUUCAGCGCAGAAGCAAGCAACCCUUGCACUUGGACUCGUAGUUUAGGCACUGCUCCACUGGCAGCUUACACGGCCUCUAUCUAGGGAGCUGCUCCUAAACACUUCCUGCCACUGGGCAGCUCCAGCAGUGAUCCGCCUCUCAGCAAGGCUGGGCUUCAAACAGGCAGAACCAGAUUCCCCAAGUAGAAAGUAAUCAAUUUGCCUGUCUACUGCAGUUGCAGAAGUUAGCUUCUCUCUCUCGCAGCACCACUCUUGAAGAUGAUCCCUUGGAUAAUUAUUUAAGAACUAGAAGCAGAAGGCACGCAGAGAAUUCUUAAUGGAAUGCCGUUCAAGACACAUUACUUAGGCAAAUAUUCAAAACAAUAUUUUUCAGAUUAUACUGAAGCUUACCCUCCCGAGUUCCUCUGUAAAGGAUAAAACGGAAAGACACCAGAACAAGAUUAAAAGUGAAAGAAGUAAAAACUAUUGGAGUCAAGUCCUUGUGUUGCAAGAGGGGAAAAAACCUUGGAAAAAACCUGAACACAAAAAACAUGAAAGACCGCCUCCAGGAGCUUAAACUAAGAGCUAAGGAACUACAGAUAGCUGGAGAAAACAGUGGUGCAACUGUACAAGAAGAAGGUGAGGAGGAGUUUGAACAGCAGGCCAUUAUUUAUGAAAAGGAGCCAAUAACUGAAAGGCACUUGCAUGAAAUCCAGAAGCUUCAGAAUGAAAUCAAUAAUUUGGUGGAAGAAGUUCAUAAAUUCAGUCAACAACAAAAAAGCCUACUAUCUUCAAUGAGAAGAUUCAGUGUUCUGAAAAAGGAAUCUAACAUAGCAAGAGAAAUAAAAAUUCAAGCAGAGCACAUACGAAAAUGUUUGGAUGAACUGUCUAAAACAGUGAAAAAAGCUGAAAAUGAUCAUGGGCCAUCACGUGCUACAGUAAGAAUUCUAGCUUCCCAGCAUGCUUUCUUAUCCCAUCGUUACCUAAAUGCUAUGCUCUCAUACAAUGACGCUAUAACUGCUAAGCAAGAGAAAUGCAGAAGAUUCAUUGUCCGUCAGCUUGAAGUAGCUGGUAAAGAGGUACCUGAGGAAGAAGUCAACGACAUGCUCCAACAAGGAAAAUGGGAGAUUUUCAAUGAAAAUCUGCUUACUGAAGUCAAAAUUACCAAAGCUCAGCUUUCAGAGAUUGAACAGAGACACAAAGAACUAGUAAAUCUAGAGAACCAGGUCAAAGACUUAAAGGAACUUUUUAUCCAGAUAUCAGUUCUGGUGGAGGAGCAAGGGGAUAUGAUCAACAACAUUGAAAUCAGUAUGAACAACACUCAAGAAUACACUCAAGUAUCUAAAGAAAAAUUUGGGCUUGCAGUUAAGUACCGAAAAAGAAACCCUUGCAAAGCACUAUGCUGCUGGUGUUGUCCAUGCUGCAAAUAACAAAAAAGUAAACUGUCUGAAAUACUAAAGGUUCCUAUUUAGUAAACUGAUCUUGUAAAGGAGACUCAGGAUCAUUCAGUUGCGUCAUUUUUCUUCCCAUUUCCCCUUCCAUAGAGCUCUCAGGAAAAACUGCACCUGUUUGUCCAAGCAGAAUUAGAAGAAAGCAGAGAAUUUUGUGGUUUUCUGAGAAACAGAUGGACUAGGAAAAAGAUCAAGGGACACAAGUGACACGUUUUUGUUCUUCCACUCAAACUAAAGCGAUGUGGCAACAAACUACCUGCGCUUCUGGGAAGUACUGAAAAUAUUGUUAAUCUCAAAGACAGGAUUCAUAAGAACAGUUUAGUUACCUUUUAUAAAUUAAAAAUUACUAUUUUUAAUUGUUUUGUGAUUUUUUUCACAUGUAUUACUUAGUACAAAUUCUAAGUUGUUUUUUUUUUCCCAGGAAUCUGAAAUCUACACACAAAGCAGACGUCAUUAGUAACAAUCCAGAACAUGAUGCCU
This is a messenger RNA of Cuculus canorus (common cuckoo), 2221 nucleotides long. RefSeq names its product syntaxin 19 (gene STX19). NCBI's taxonomy places the organism in Eukaryota, Metazoa, Chordata, Aves, Cuculiformes, Cuculidae. Bases 842 to 1720 code for a protein of 292 amino acids. The record is from RefSeq and is a predicted model, not a curated record. Gene Ontology annotation, biological process: intracellular protein transport; exocytosis; synaptic vesicle fusion to presynaptic active zone membrane. The transcript is spliced from 2 exons. Gene Ontology annotation, molecular function: SNARE binding; SNAP receptor activity. Gene Ontology annotation, cellular component: presynaptic active zone membrane; synaptic vesicle; endomembrane system.